AGAAAAUGUGGCUGUUUGGCAGAAAGGGACCUUCUGGUUCUGGGUUCUCAGCUUCUUCUACAGCUGAGGAUGUUACUCAAGAAAUUGAUGCCACUGGUCUCACUGCCAUUGUUACAGGGGCUACUAGUGGUAUUGGUAUUGAGACUGCCCGUGUACUUGCAUUACGCGGUGUCCAUGUAGUUAUGGGGGUCAGGAAUAUGGAAGCUGGUAAGGAGAUCAAGGAAACCAUAUUAAGAAAUAAUUCAACUGCAAAAAUCGUCAUGAUGGAGCUGGACCUAAGCUCAAUGGAAUCUGUGAGAAAAUUCACGUCACAGUUUAACUCUCGUAGUCUUCCUUUGAAUAUACUUAUGAAUCAUGGCAACACCAUUCAAGCUUUCCAAAGACAAUAUAGAAUUACAAUUUGCGACAAACCAUAUAGGUAAAAUUUGCAUCUUAAAUAUUUGUCAAUGCAUACUCAUGCACAAAUAAUAUUUGA
Trifolium pratense (red clover) is the source of this 475-nucleotide messenger RNA. Its product is annotated as short-chain dehydrogenase TIC 32, chloroplastic-like. The transcript is spliced from 3 exons. The record is from RefSeq and is a predicted model, not a curated record. The coding region runs from base 6 to 422 and encodes 138 amino acids. Lineage: Eukaryota; Viridiplantae; Streptophyta; Magnoliopsida; Fabales; Fabaceae.